Messenger RNA from Solea senegalensis (Senegalese sole), 2811 nucleotides. RefSeq names its product protocadherin gamma-C5-like. NCBI's taxonomy places the organism in Eukaryota, Metazoa, Chordata, Actinopteri, Pleuronectiformes, Soleidae. The record is from RefSeq and is a predicted model, not a curated record. Gene Ontology annotation, biological process: homophilic cell-cell adhesion. The coding region runs from base 310 to 2796 and encodes 828 amino acids. Gene Ontology annotation, cellular component: plasma membrane. The transcript has a single exon. Gene Ontology annotation, molecular function: calcium ion binding.
GAAUGCUGUGUCUUUAAGACUGUUGAUUUGCCCUUCUAUCAUUGGAUGGUGUAAAUGGAUGCUCUGCACCAAUAGGAUUCAGAGCUGUACAAAGAAAUCUAGUCCCUGCCCCCAUGCAGGCUCGGCAUUAUAACACGAAUAGACUGCAAAGAGACAGAAGACGGAGCAAUGAGCUCUUGAAUAUAGAAUAUGAAAUCUACACGUUUGAGUUUACAGCCAUGCUCAGCAAUACGUUAAAAUGCUCAACUGGAAUAAAGACUGCGAUGAUCGAGUUCAGGAUUUUUCUACACACCAUUUCGGUUGGAUUGUAUGUGUUGUAGCAGACGAAGGAUGACAACGAGAAUGGGAUACAGAGACUGGAGGUGGCAGGCGCUUUGGUGGCAUAUUUUCUUCCUCUUGUGGAGUAUAAUACACGGACAGACGCGUUAUAGCAUCCCAGAGGAACUGAAGCAGGGCUAUGUGGUAGGAAAUCUGGCCAAAGAUCUUGAUUUAGGACUUUCUGAGAUUUUUGACCGUAAACUGCGUGUCGCCUCUGAGGCUGAUAAGCAGUAUUUCACUGUGGAUGCGGGGAAGGGCGAGCUGGUGGUGAAUGACAGAAUAGACAGAGAGGUUUUAUGUGGACAAAGCGCGAGCUGUGUUUUGCCUCUGCAGGUUGUAAUUGAAGAUCCAUUGCAACUUUUUCGUGUUGAGGUUGAAAUAUUAGACAUCAAUGACAAUUCGCCGAAAUUCCCAUCAAAUGAUGUCACGUUAGAUAUUGCGGAGUCCACAGUUGUAGGGGUUCGAUUCCCUUUAGAAAGCGCCAUAGACCCCGAUGUUGGCAGUAAUUCGUUGAAAUCAUACACGCUCAGUAAAGACGAAUGUUUUAAUAUUCGAAUUAAAGAAGUUGCAGGUGGAAGAAAAGUUCCUGAAUUGGUUUUAGCAAAAAUAUUAGAUCGAGAGAAAAAAGCUGUUCAUAAGCUUUUGUUGACAGCUUUAGAUGGGGGUAACCCACUGAGAUCAGGAACCUCUCAAAUAUCUAUUAAUGUCCUCGAUAUCAACGAUAACGUCCCAGCUUUUGAGAAACCCCUGUAUAAGGUUUCUAUUAACGAGAAUGCUGUAGAGGGUGCAAUGAUAGUACAGACAAAAGCGACGGAUAUGGAUGAUGGUCUAAAUGGAGAAAUAGAAUAUACUUUUGGAGCGCACACAUCAGAAUCUGUUCUCUCUAUCUUUAAUGUUGAUAGUGUAUCAGGGACAAUAUCUCUCCAGGGAAAACUAGACUUCGAAUUAACUCCAAAUUAUGAAAUAGACAUAUGUGCGAAAGACAAAGGAAGUCCGAGAAUGGAGGGACACUGCACUGUCCACGUUGAGGUGUUAGAUGUGAAUGAUAAUGCUCCCGAAAUAAUAGUCACCUCUCACCCAAAGCCAGUGCCCGAAAAUGCACCCGAUGGCACUGUAGUAGCUCUGAUCAGUGCCCGAGAUCUGGACUCUGGCGAUAACGGUAAAGUAACAUUACAGCUCCAAAAGAAAUCUCGAUUUUCACUAAGACCCUCGUUUAACCAAAAUUACGCACUAGUUACUAGUGGUAUUCUAGACCGAGAAAGUGUCUCUGAAUUAAACAUUGAGAUCACAGCCACUGAUUCGGGCUCUCCUCCUCUAUCAAGUCAGACAAUCAUACCUGUCAUUAUCACUGAUGUGAAUGACAACCCUCCUGUAUUCACUCAGUCCUCCUAUAAUGUAUAUUUAAAAGAGAAUGGAGUUCCAGGAUCUAUACUAUACUCAGUAUCAGCCUCUGACCUGGAUUUUGGAGAAAAUGCUAAAAUCUCUUACUCUAUACUGGACUCUAAAGUGCAGGACGUUUCUGUCUCAUCGUAUGUUUACAUUAACUCAGAUAACGGAAGCAUCUACAGCAUGCACUCGUUUGACUAUGAGAAACUCAAGGUGUUUCAGAUUCAGGUUCUGGCAAAGGAUCAGGGCUCUCCGUCUCUCAGCAGCAACGCUACUGUCCAUGUUUUUAUCCUGGACCAGAACGACAACGCACCCGCUGUUAUUUACCCCUCCUCCGCUGCAAUGGGCUCCCUCUCUCAUCAGAGGAUGCCCCGUCCCGCUAAAGCGGGUCACCUGGUUACCAAGGUGACAGCUGUGGACGCUGACUCGGGCCAUAACGCCUGGAUCUCCUACAAACUGACGGAGGCCACAGACGCGUCUCUGUUCACUGUCAACCUGUACACAGGGGAGGUGAGGACUAAACGCGCUGUGUCCGAGCAGGACGACUCCUCUCAGAGGCUGCUUAUAGAGAUCAGAGACGACGGGGAACCGGCCCAGUCCUCCACCGUCACGGUGUCCAUCCUGCUGGAGGACGGUCUCCAUGAGCCCAUCUUAGACCUGCGACAGAAGGUAGCAGAGCCCAGCAAGAAAAACGGGAGAAUCGCCCUUUAUCUGAUUCUCUCUCUGGCCUCGGUGUCCGUGCUGUCUCUGUUGACUUUUCUCAUCUUAGCGGUUAAAUGCAUCAGGAACAGCAGAAGCAGCGGUAGUUGCUGCAUGAGACGGAGCGACUGUGAUGAUUACAAGAACCCCAACAGAAACCUGCAGAUUCAGCUCAACGCUGAUGGACCCAUAAAGUACGUGGAGGUGCUGGGAGGAGACAUGUUGUCUCAGAGUCACUCCUUCAGGUCCUGUAUGUCUCCAAUGUCAGAGUACAGUGAUUUCACUUUGAUUAAGCCCAGCAGCACCACUGACUUUAAGGAGGUGAUCAGUGUCCUGGAUGCAUCUUUACCUGACAGCACCUGGACCUUUGAGAGCCAGCAGGUAGGCAAAUGAGAUGAAUUCCAAUAC